CCCUCAGAAAGCACAGUACUCUGUACAAACACACUGCACUGCAGUCUUCUCGUGACUCCUCUACAUAGUAUAUAUUCCUUGUCCUUCCUAUUCUCCAUAAGGACCAUAACCUCUUUCUUCUUCUUCUUCUUCUUCUUCUUCUUCUUCUCUUUCAGACACACCUCCCUCUCUUUCUUGACCACACAACCUCUCUCUCUCUCUUUUUCUUGACCCACCAACUGCUCUCCAACUCCCUUUCUUUCUUCUUCAUAUACCAAACUCUUUCCUUGACUCUCUUUCACUCUUUCUGUGUUUGUGUUUCUUAUAGUACUACUGUUUUCUCAUGGAAGGACCAUCACCACCACCACCAUCACAAGCACUACAAGCACCACCAUCAAUGGAGGAACAACCAGCAAAGUGCCCAAGAUGUGAGUCCACGAACACCAAGUUCUGCUACUACAACAACUACAACCUUUCUCAACCACGCCACUUUUGCAAGGCAUGCAGACGUUACUGGACUAAAGGUGGCGCCUUGCGCAACGUUCCGGUUGGUGGUGGCUCAAGGAAGAACUCUAAACGUUUAUCUCCUAACUCCUCUUCUUCUACUCUCCCUGCAGCUAAACGUUCUUCUUCUACUUCUCCUCCUUGUAACUCUUCCUCUGUUCCUGACUCUGAACUUCUUUCUGUUUUUCCACCACCUUUGGAUUCUGAACAUCACUCUGUGCUUGGUGUUUCUGGGAGUUUUAGCUCUCUUCUUAAUUCUAGUUCUCAGUUUGGGAGUUUCAUGGAGGAGUUUGAUCAGCCUGCUGGUGAGCAUCUUGGUCUCUGUUUGGAGUCUCAGCAGCAGAGCUCUACUGAUAGCAGUGGUACUGAGAAUUUUCUUAGUUUGCAGGGUGAUUGGCCUGGUGGCUGGCCUGAUAAUUUGGCUAUCUACACUCCUGGCAAUGGAUUUCAGUGAAUCUUGUUUUCUUUUUAAGUUUUUCUUUUCUUUGUUUUUCUGAUCUUGAGAUUGAGAUGUAUGUAUAACAACUUCCACAGUUUAGAUUGACAAGAGUGUUUAUCUGCAUGCAAUGCAUGUACUGAUGAACUGUUAUCAACUUUGAUGAUUUUUUUACUCA
Messenger RNA from Dioscorea cayenensis subsp. rotundata (Guinea yam), 1097 nucleotides. RefSeq names its product dof zinc finger protein DOF3.1-like. Gene Ontology annotation, biological process: regulation of DNA-templated transcription. The record is from RefSeq and is a predicted model, not a curated record. Bases 323 to 937 code for a protein of 204 amino acids. Gene Ontology annotation, molecular function: DNA-binding transcription factor activity; DNA binding. Lineage: Eukaryota; Viridiplantae; Streptophyta; Magnoliopsida; Dioscoreales; Dioscoreaceae. The transcript has a single exon.